CCUUUCUCACGUAACCCACUAAGCCCAUAGCCCAACAACUUCAGCCCAAAUAAACCAUUCUUCUGCAGCACCGGUCACACCCCCAUUCCCGCCAAAACCUCGCCGGCAAAUUUCCCGGCGGCGGGGUUGUCUCUCAUUUCUCAACUCCGAACUUUAUGCAUACACAAAGCUUGAGCAUAUUCUCUCACUAUACAGAAAACUGAUUAGAAGAAAGGGAAGCGGAAGCGGAAGCUCCGGCUUCAGAAUGUCUCAAAGCAUUCUAUUGGAGUUCAAGAGAGUUUGUGAAGAAAGAUCUCUAUGAAGGAAAAAAAAUGGCCAAAAGAAAGCAAAUGCUUUGCUGCAAUCUGUUUUCAGUUAUUUUUCUUCUUCUUCUUGCAGAAGUAAUACAUUUUCCAGAGUGUGUUAAGGCUGCAGGUUCACCUGUUAAGUUUCUUCCAGGCUUUCAAGGACCACUUCCUUUUGAACUUGAAACUGGGUACAUAGGAGUGGGUGAUUCAGAUGAUGUUCAACUAUUCUACUACUUCGUUAAGUCUGAGUCUAAUCCAAAAUCAGACCCGCUUAUUUUAUGGCUAACUGGAGGCCCUGGCUGCUCUGCUUUAUCUGGCCUUCUCUUUGAGAUAGGUCCAAUAACAUUUGAGCCUGUGGAGUACGGUGACUUUAAGCCAGCGGAAUAUAAUGGUAGCUUCCCCUCACUGGUUUUGAAUCCUCAUACAUGGACAAAGGUAGCAAGCUUUAUAUUCUUAGAUCUUCCAGUUGGUACUGGAUUUUCCUAUGCAAGAACCUCAGAGGCUCGUCAAUCAGAUGAUCUACAAGCUAGUGAUCAUGCAUAUCAAUUUCUACACAAGUGGUUCAAUGAUCACCCAGAAUUCUUUAGAAAUCCAUUUUAUGUGGCUGGGGACUCCUAUGCGGGAAUAGGCAUACCAAUCAUUUCUCAACUCAUAGCAAAUGGAAAUGAGAAGGGACUUGAGCCAUUUAUUGAUCUUAAGGGAUAUUUACUGGGAAAUCCCGCUACAUUUCAUGGUGAAUACAAUUACAAGAUCUCAUAUGCUCAUGGAGUGGGUCUUAUUUCUGAUGAACUUUUUGAGUCCUUGAAGAGAAACUGUAAAGGAGAGUAUUUCGAUAUACAUCCUAGCAACACAAAAUGUUGGAAUGAUAUGCAGACUUAUGAUCAGAUGCUUGGUGGAAUUAACAAUGCGCACAUUUUGGAGCCCAAGUGUGAGUUUGGUUCACCAAGGCCACAAAAAUGGAUAGGCCAAAGAAGGUCUCUUGAUGAAAUGCUAUAUCUUGGACGACUAAGAUGUCGAUUUGACUGGGAAAAGAUGUCUUACCAUUGGGCUGAUGAUGACAAAGUUAGAGAGGCCCUCCAUGUUCGAAGAGGCAGUAUUGGUAAAUGGAAGCGAUGUGCUCGGGAUGCCUUGCCUUACCAAAAGAUAAUCGGAAACAGUAUUCCAUAUCAUGCAAAUCUCAGUGUCAAAGGCUAUAGGUCCUUAAUAUACAGUGGAGAUCAUGACACGAUUAUCCCUUACACAUCAACCGAAGCUUGGAUAAGAUCUCUUAACUACUCCAUCGUUGAUGAUUGGCGACCAUGGAUUGUUGAUGGUCAAGUUGCCGGGUAUACAAGGACAUAUUCAAAUAAAAUGACAUUUGCCACAGUGAAGGGAGGAGGACAUACAGCUCCAGAGUACAAGCCUGUUGAAUGUCUAGCCAUGCUGCGGAGAUGGUUAUCUUCUCAGCCUUUAGUUUGUGAAGAAAGCUCUCUAGGACAAGCCAAAAGAAAGAGAAGUCUUGUGCUUUGCUGCAAUCUGUUUUCAGUUCUUCUUCUUCUUGCAGAAGUACUUCAUUUUCGAGAGUGUAUUGAGGCUGCUGGUUCACCUGUUAAGUUUCUUCCAGGAGUCCAAGGGCCACUUCCUUUUGAACUUGAAACUGGGUACAUAGGAGUGAGUGAUUCAAAUGAUGUGCAACUAUUCUACUACUUCAUUAAGUCUGAGUCUAAUCCAAAAUCAGAACCUCUUAUUCUAUGGCUAACUGGAGGCCCUGGCUGCUCUGCUUUAUCUGGCCUUCUCUUUGAGAUAGGGUCAAUAGCAUUUGAGCCUGUCGAACUAACUGAAAUGUUGUUUAAUCACGUAGCAAGCUUUAUAUUCUUAGAUCUUCCAGUUGGUACUGGAUUUUCCUAUGCAAGAACUUCAGCGGCUUGUCAAUCAGAUGAUCUACAAGCUAGUGAUCAUGCAUAUCAAUUUCUUCAUAAGUGGUUCAAUGAUCACUCAGAAUUCUUAAGAAAUUCGUUUUAUGUGGCUGGGGACUCCUAUUCUGGAAUAGGCGUACCAAUCAUUUCUUAACUCAUAGCAAAUGGAAAUGAGAAGGGACUUGAGCCGCUUAUUAAUCUUAAGGGAUAUUUUCUGGGAAAUCCGUCAACAUUUCAAGGUGAAUUCAACUACAGGAUCCAAUAUGCUCAUGGAAUGGGACUUAUUUCUAAUGAACUUUUCGAGUCCUUGAAGAGAAACUGUAAAGGAGAGUAUUUUGAUUUACAUCUUAGCAACACACAAUGUUUGAAUGAUCGUCAGACUUAUGAUCAGAUGGUAGAAGGACCUGAACCUGGGCAAAUUUUGGAGCCCAACUGUGAGUUUGGUUCACCGAGGCCACAAAAAUGGUUUGGCAAAAGGUCUCUAGAUGAGAUGCUAUAUGCUGGACGACUAAGAUGUCGAUUUGACUGGGAAAAGCUCUCUUACCAUUGGGCUGAUGAUGACAAAGUAAGAGAGGCCCUCCAUGUUCGAACAGUUAGUAUUGGAAAAUGGAAGCGAUGCGCUGAGGAUGAUUUGCCUUUCCAAAAUAUAGUAUGUAGCAGCAUUCCAUAUCAUGCAAAUCUCAGUGUCAAAGGUUAUAGGUCCUUAAUAUACAGGUUGAGUAAUUAUAAGAUCAUGUGUCUUAAAAGUUAUGAAAUUUGUUCCAUAAAUAUAAUUAUCUAUGUGAAACAGUGGUGGAUCAUGACAUGAUGAUCCCUUAUAUAUCAACCAAAGCUUGUAUAAGAUCUCUUAACUACUCUAUUGUUGACGAUUGGCGAGCAUGGAUUGUUAAUAGUCAAGUUGCAGGGUAAGUUCAAAACUUAAUGCAUAUAUGUUCGUUGAUCAUGUCUGUAACAUGCCUUAACCUGAUGUUUUCUCGUCUUUUCGCUGUACUAAAACAUGCAGGUAUACAAGAAGGAAAGCAACUAUAUAUUUGACUUGUAUUAACUUGUUUCAUUUUCUACUGUUUCUUUAACAAGUUAAAACAUUUUUGUUGUUGUUGUUGAACUGUUGUGCAGAGAGGAGGACACACAGCUCCAGAGCACAAGCCUGUUGAAUGUCUAGACAGCCUCUGUGAUCAAAAGUAGCUGAUAAAUAUCAAAUCUCGAAACUGUUAAGUAGUUACAUGUCUAGAUAUUACCAGUAUCUUAAAGCUACAUUUUAAUAAGAGGCCUUAAUUUAUACGAUAAUGCUUCUGUUGUUGGCUUGCAUAACUUAUUCAGUAUAUGAUAUAUGUACUAUAUUUUAUUUU
Molecule: messenger RNA, 3531 nt
Organism: Solanum pennellii
Lineage: Eukaryota; Viridiplantae; Streptophyta; Magnoliopsida; Solanales; Solanaceae
Product: serine carboxypeptidase-like 19
Exons: 24
Biological process (GO): secondary metabolic process; proteolysis
Molecular function (GO): acyltransferase activity, transferring groups other than amino-acyl groups; serine-type carboxypeptidase activity
Source: RefSeq, a predicted model, not a curated record